AUGUGGGAUGCUGCAGGGUCUCUCAUCUUGCGCUCGAAGGGGUUUUUGAAGAGUCCGGACACGGACUCGCAUCACCUGCUGGGUCCUUCAGAGGAGCACCACUUUUACCACCGUGCCCAUUUUGCUCCCUGGCAGCUGUCACCGGUCCUUGUGGACAAUGAAGUUGUGGUAACGGGCACGCGAGUGAUUCUCACAGAAAGCCGUGUUGCACGACUGGACUUCAAGCAAAUGGGCUUUUUAAGCGAUGCCUGCGCCAGUUGGAAACAAGAGUCGUUCGACCGAGACGUUGUUCGAGGUUACGAAGCCAAGCGGGUGGUGCCGAAGUUCCGCCAGCUCCUUCUACCUGUGCUGGGCCUCGUGUGGUGUACCUUGGUCCUGUUCGAGAUGUCACCCAACAUUCUGGACAUCGUUCACGACCUGAUCAUCUUGCUGCCAAUUGAGCACGCAUUGUGGCUUGUUGGUGGCUCUUGCCGGACUCUCCCAGUUUGCAAGCACUCUCUUGCAAAACCCCUGCACCUUGCUUCAGAUGCCAUCAAGCGAUUCAGGCCCGAUCCACAAGGAAAUCCUCCCCAGACUUGGGUGGAAGCAGGGUUACGUGCAGGCUACAAGAACAAAAGAUAUGAGCACGUGAGCUUCCUGCAGCCAGAUCCAUCUUCGUUGGCCACAUCAGCGACAUUCAACAUAUCGGAGGACAGCCGUGCGUCCAGCAGGUCACCUGGUGAAGACGAGUGCCAGAGCUUCACGCCGUGGAGAGAUGUGGAUGGCAACGAUUGUCAGAAAUAUUCAGAGCCCGGAUGGCUUAUGUCUUGCCAUGAUCUUCGCGGUGUGGAAGAGAGGACGGACAAUCUGGAUGAGAGGCGAGACUCUGAUCUGAAUCUGUCUCCACGGGAGGCAUGCUGCAGCUGUGGUGGCUCAAACAGUACUGGGCGUGCGCUCGCCAUCAGCAAACUCGCGAGCUCUGUGUUUGCCGUCCUGGAAUCCAUUGCCAACUCUCGGGAAGUGUCGUCUCAACUUCCAGCAGCAAUCGUGGCGACCGUCAAGGAAGCUGUUGACAGCACCGAUGGGAAGGAGUUAUUGGAGAGUCGACUGCUGCAGCUAAGCAACUCGGUGUUGGCACAAGCAGGGCACCUUGCGGGCGACAGCAGCGCCCAUCUCUACUUUGAACGGUCAGAGGAGGUGGUUCCCGCUUUGGAGCUGUUGUCGAUGUUGUUCCCAUCUGCCUCGGCAGUGGUAGUAGCUCGAGAGAAGAUGGAUCAAGACCUCGGAAUGCAGCGGCAGCUGCAGCAGCUGCAGGACACGGUGACGCGGACAGCUUCGUCUGUGCGCGAAGGCUCCAAGGGCAUGCUGGAGAUUGGCACGGCGCUGCUCAGCCACUACAUGAGAGCAUUGAGCUGCUUCUGGAGGAUCUACUUCCUGGUGCUGCUUGUAAUAUGUUUGGCCGCAAUCACAUGGUGGGUCGGUCUUCAUCGCAGGCCUGUAACUUACAUCGUCCUCCGCAGCCACGAUAAAUAUUUUGGCCCGCAGCGGCAAAUCGAAAUGCCAGAAGUUCUUAUGCAGAGCCGUUACCAUUCCGAACGUCUCAGUGGGUUUUUCCUGCCCACAGAGCGUGUCAGCGAAUUCGCGGCAGCACUCAGAGGGGGUGCUGCUUCUUCUCGGGUGUAG
This is a messenger RNA of Symbiodinium sp. CCMP2592, 1662 nucleotides long. The record is from the annotation of a GenBank genome assembly. Lineage: Eukaryota; Dinophyceae; Suessiales; Symbiodiniaceae.